Messenger RNA from Myodes glareolus (Bank vole), 3019 nucleotides. The record is from RefSeq and is a predicted model, not a curated record. Lineage: Eukaryota; Metazoa; Chordata; Mammalia; Rodentia; Cricetidae.
UGGAGCGUGGGUUCGCGUACCUCCGCGGGUUUCCUGCGCCGGUGGCGCGCAGUUCCCAGAGAACCGACAAGCUGCGAAAGUCGAGGGUCGCCGCACGCCAGCCUUGGCUCCGUGCCUGCGCGCGCUGGGGAGCGGGCCGAGCCCGCCAUGGCUCACCGCUGCCUGCUGCUAUGGGGCAGGGGCGGCUGCCGUCGCGGCCUCUCCUCAUGCUCUUACUUUGCUGUCAUGUUGCAGCUUUAUCAGUGUGCAACAGUGCAGACAACAGCCAGAAACUCUCUUCUGAGGGAUGUGAUUGCUGCUUAUCAAAGAUUCUGUUCCCGACCUCCCAAAGGAUUUGAAAAAUACUUUCCUAAUGGAAAAAAUGGAAAAAAGGCUACUGAACCCAAGGAAGCUGCUGGAGAAAAAAAAGACUCACAACCAGCGGCUCCCAAGUCUUCUGGAGGUGCAGGUGGGGGAGGGAAGCGCCGUGGCAAGAAAGAAGAUUCUCACUGGUGGUCCAGGUUCCAGAAGGGUGACUUUCCAUGGGAUGAUAAGGAUUUCAGGUUGUACUUUCUCUGGACUGCUUUCUUUUGGGGUGGAGUCAUGAUUUACUUCCUGUUCAAGAGUUCUGGGAGAGAAAUCACAUGGAAGGAUUUUGUCAAUAACUACCUUUCUAAAGGAGUGGUGGACAGACUAGAAGUUGUCAACAAGCGUUUUGUUCGUGUGACCUUCACACCAGGAAAAACUCCGGUUGAUGGGCAAUAUGUCUGGUUUAACAUUGGCAGUGUAGACACCUUUGAGCGGAACCUGGAGACUUUGCAGCAAGAAUUGGGCAUAGAAGGGGAGAACCGGGUACCUGUGGUCUAUAUUACUGAAAGUGAUGGCUCCUUCCUGCUGAGCAUGCUGCCCACAGUGCUCAUCAUCGCGUUCCUACUCUACACCAUAAGGAGAGGGCCCGCUGGCAUUGGUCGGACUGGCCGGGGAAUGGGCGGACUCUUCAGUGUUGGGGAAACCACGGCGAAGGUCUUAAAGGAUGAGAUAGAUGUGAAGUUCAAAGACGUGGCUGGCUGUGAGGAGGCCAAGCUAGAAAUAAUGGAAUUCGUGAAUUUCCUGAAAAACCCAAAGCAAUAUCAAGACCUCGGAGCAAAAAUUCCAAAGGGUGCCAUUCUCACCGGCCCUCCAGGUACUGGUAAGACGCUGCUAGCUAAGGCCACAGCUGGAGAAGCCAAUGUUCCUUUCAUCACUGUCAGCGGAUCUGAAUUUCUGGAGAUGUUUGUGGGUGUUGGUCCAGCCAGGGUCCGAGACUUAUUUGCCCUUGCUCGGAAAAAUGCCCCUUGCAUUCUCUUCAUUGAUGAGAUCGAUGCUGUGGGAAGGAAGAGAGGUCGAGGCAACUUCGGAGGGCAGAGUGAGCAGGAGAACACGCUCAACCAACUGCUUGUGGAGAUGGACGGCUUCAACACAACCACCAAUGUGGUCAUCUUGGCAGGCACAAAUCGGCCAGACAUCUUGGAUCCAGCUCUUUUGAGGCCAGGCCGCUUUGACAGGCAGAUCUUUAUUGGACCCCCAGACAUAAAAGGACGAGCCUCAAUCUUCAAAGUUCACCUUCGGCCAUUGAAACUAGACAGUGCCUUGGAAAAGGAGAAAUUGGCUAGAAAACUGGCAUCCUUAACCCCAGGGUUUUCAGGAGCUGAUGUUGCCAAUGUCUGCAAUGAAGCUGCUUUGAUUGCUGCAAGACACCUUUCAGAUGCCAUUAACGAGAAGCACUUCGAACAAGCGAUUGAGCGAGUGAUUGGUGGCUUGGAGAAAAAAACCCAAGUUCUGCAGCCCGAGGAGAAGAAGACAGUAGCUUACCACGAAGCAGGCCAUGCGGUCGCCGGCUGGUAUCUGGAGCAUGCAGACCCGCUCUUAAAGGUGUCCAUCAUCCCGCGUGGGAAGGGGCUGGGCUAUGCUCAGUACUUGCCCAAGGAGCAGUAUCUGUACACAAAGGAGCAGCUGCUGGACAGGAUGUGCAUGACUCUGGGUGGCCGCGUCUCCGAAGAGAUCUUCUUUGGAAGAAUUACAACCGGCGCCCAGGAUGACUUGAGGAAAGUUACCCAGAGUGCCUAUGCCCAGAUUGUCCAGUUCGGCAUGAAUGAGAAGGUGGGGCAGAUCUCAUUUGACCUCCCACGCCAGGGGGACAUGGUAUUAGAGAAGCCUUACAGUGAAGCCACAGCGAGGAUGAUAGACGAUGAAGUGAGGAUUCUCAUUAAUGAUGCCUAUAAAAGAACUGUGGCUCUUCUCACAGAGAAGAAGGCUGAUGUAGAGAAGGUUGCUCUUUUACUGUUAGAAAAGGAAGUAUUAGAUAAGAAUGAUAUGGUUGAACUUCUGGGCCCCAGACCAUUUACAGAAAAAUCCACGUAUGAAGAAUUUGUGGAAGGCACUGGCAGCUUGGACGAGGACACUUCACUCCCUGAGGGCCUUCAAGAUUGGAACAAAGAGCGGGAGAAAGAGAAGGAGAAGGAGAAGGAGGAGCCCCUGAGUGAGAAGGUUGUCAGCUAGGCUCAGGGCUGGAGGCCCCUUACUGUCCUCCCAGGGCUUCAGCAGCCGCCUUCAGAGCAGCAGCCCCGCUGCAAAGCCAGCUGCUGACUGAGCCAGGCUAGCAGAGGGCCUGCACUGUGGUUGCAGGAGUGCCAGCAACUGCCCAGGCCUUCCAAGGGGACUCUCCUGCCCCUCAACCUUAGCCUCAUGAACAGUGGCUGGAACAGGAGAGAUGACUCCACCUGUCCUGUGGAAUCCUAUUCUGUGGUAGGAGAAUGUUUUCCCGUUACCUGCUCUCCAUUCUUCCUACUUUGAUAUCUCUGCAGAAGUGCUGUGAAAAAUUCAGUUCGAGACCUUUGAUUUAAGCAAAUAUUUUAAAAUUUGAAUUCAGAUCACUUAUUGCUAUUUCAAUAGAAUGGUUUUCUAUAGGGAACUGUAACAUAUUUAAAAACCUGAAUGUAUUGUGUAAAUAUGGAUUCUUUACAUCAGAAAUAAAAGGUGGACAUUGUACUUUUUUCCUGAA